This is a messenger RNA of Alexandromys fortis (reed vole), 1411 nucleotides long. RefSeq names its product cysteine-rich protein 2-like. The coding region runs from base 602 to 1249 and encodes 215 amino acids. The record is from RefSeq and is a predicted model, not a curated record. The transcript has a single exon. NCBI's taxonomy places the organism in Eukaryota, Metazoa, Chordata, Mammalia, Rodentia, Cricetidae.
CCCCUUCCCUUUGGAAUUCUGGCUCUGCUCUCAGCUCAGGCCCUUCUUCCUGCCCACUUCUCCACCCGUUUCCUGCCUUACUCCCUUGGGGAGGCCCAAGCUUCCGUCCAUUGGGAUGUGGCUCAGCAGUCAUAGCUGUGGAGGUGGUGGGGGAAGCAUGCUCACAAUCCUCAGCUGCUGAUCACAAACCUUUGGCGCCAAACUGGCAGCUGGAGGCAGAGGGUGGAGGGAGAGAUCUCAGGCUUAGGAGAAGGAAGCCAAAUAGGGCUCUGCAGCUACCAGGACUGCUGGUCCCUCACCUGGUGCUGAAGAGCAAGGGCUGUCGUCUCAGUACUGGGGCUUUCCUGGCUCGCGUGGGCUUUGGGGGAGGGGCACAGGUGUGAAGAGAGGCACUAUGAGUGUGAGGAAGGAGCAGGUAGAAACAGGUGCAGUCAACAGACAUUGAGGGGUUAAACUGCUUAGGCUUGAACAAGGAGAAAAGGACUCCAGGAUGGCUGAUGGACAGUAACAGUACUGGAUGUUAACAGUAGCCUAAUCAUGGAGCCACCAUGGGUGGGGUGGGAGUGGGGCAUGAUAUCACCAGGUGGUGUGAAAUGGAGGGAUGUGGGCUUCUGGACUACAAGAAGAGGAACAGGAAUGCGGCCCUGACCUCCUACAACCCACAGCCGAGAAGGUGAGCUCCCUGGGCAAGGACUGGCACAAGUUCUGUCUCAAAUGCGAGCGCUGCAACAAGACACUGACCCCGGGGGGCCACGCUGAGCAUGAUGGGAAGCCCUUCUGCCACAAGCCCUGCUAUGCCACACUGUUUGGACCCAAAGGCGUGAAUAUAGGGGGCGCUGGUUCCUACAUCUAUGAGAAGCCCCUGGCUGAGGGCCCUCAGGUCACUGGCCCCAUCGAGGUCCCUGUGGUGCGAACAGAGGAGAGGAAGACGAGCGGACCGCCCAAAGGUCCCAGCAAAGCCUCUAGUGUCACUACAUUCACGGGGGAACCCAACAUGUGUCCUCGAUGCAACAAGAGGGUGUACUUUGCCGAGAAGGUGACCUCUCUGGGCAAGGAUUGGCACCGGCCCUGCUUGCGCUGUGAGCGCUGCUCCGAGACGCUGACUCCCGGCGGGCAUGCCGAGCAUGACGGCCAGCCCUACUGCCACAAGCCUUGCUAUGGAAUUCUCUUUGGACCCAAGGGAGUGAAUACCGGUGCUGUGGGCAGCUAUAUCUAUGACAAGGACCCUGAAGGCACAGUUCAGCCUUAGAUCUGCACAUGCUGUCCUCAGGAUCCCUUACUUGGCCCUGAGGGAAAGUGACCUGCUGCCUAGUCCUGCCUCAGUGUGUCUUGCCUGCAAACCCCAGGGCCUAAGUGGUGGAGGAGGAAGCCUCCUGGGUAGUCUCCAGAAUAGCCCAGAAUUUCAGCCCUA